Messenger RNA from Mollisia scopiformis, 1570 nucleotides. RefSeq names its product FAD/NAD(P)-binding domain-containing protein. Gene Ontology annotation, molecular function: N,N-dimethylaniline monooxygenase activity; flavin adenine dinucleotide binding; NADP binding. The record is from RefSeq and is a predicted model, not a curated record. Bases 37 to 1548 code for a protein of 503 amino acids. NCBI's taxonomy places the organism in Eukaryota, Fungi, Ascomycota, Leotiomycetes, Helotiales, Mollisiaceae. The transcript has a single exon.
AACUCUUGUCCCCGCACCCACCAAUGUGAUUUCGUCAUGUCAUCCUCUCAGACCGACAUCAUCGAUAGCUCUAUUCGUCUCGAGAAAGUCAAGAAUGUGGUUGUUAUCGGAGCUGGCAUCAGCGGCAUAGUCACGACUGCCCAUCUGCUCCGGAUAGGCCUCAAUGUUACUGUCAUCGAGCGAGCAGAUAAGGUUGGUGGAGCCUGGAACUACAGCCCGCAGCCAGAUCCAGACCCGCCGUUUCCCAGCAUGCGGCCUCCAACCCCGGAACUCCAGCAGUCAUGCGUAGAAGGGCUCAGUCUACAGGAUAUGAAAUCUCGAUUCGCGCCUCCAGGCCCAGUGUACGCCAGUAUGAAGAGUAGGAAUAGCGCUGCUGUCAUGCAGACUUCAUUGCUGGGCUGGCCGGAGGGUACAGAAGACUAUAUGGGCCAUGAGAAGGUACUAGCCUAUCUACAAGACCUCGCCUGCGUCUACCAUGUCAAUGAAAGGGCCCGUUUCAGCACUCGAGUAGAAUCAGUGGCAAAAAGGGAGAGUGACGACCGGUGGCUGGUACAGACCUGCGAGCUGAUAAGAACCACCAUAGGCUAUACGUUGAAGAGAGAUACUUGCGAGUUCGACGCCGUCGUCGUGGCUACCGGGAGGUACAAUGUCCCCCGUGUGCCUGACAUCCCGGGCUUAUCUACUUGGAAGCAAGAGUUUCCAAGUCGUGUAUCUCACUCGAGACAGUACCGCACCCCAGACAGGUUCUGCAACAAGAUAGUCCUUGUUAUUGGAGGGUUCAUCUCCUCGCUGGAGAUUACCAAUGACUUGACGAGCAACGGUGCAAAGGUGUACCAUAGCGCAAAAGACACCAUGUUUGAUUUCAGAGAUCGGGUAGAUCAUGAAAAUGCGGAAAAGGUGCCUAUGGUGGGAAAGUUUACCAUCACGAGUGAAGACGUUCCAACUCCACGGUUGUUGGAUGAUGAUAGUCCUAUCCCGGGAAGAGUGAUCCUAGAGAGUGGAAGGGUUCUUGAACACAUACACCAUGUGAUAAUAGCAACAGGCUACUUGUGUUCAUACCCCUUCCUAGGCCCCACCCUAGAGGCGCCAUCUAUGCCACUCCAGGAUGCGGAUGAGAAGGUUAUCAUUACCGCCGAUUACAGAACCGUUCAUAACCUACACGAGGAUAUUUUCUACAUCCCAGACCCAACCCUCGCUUUUAUCGGCGUGUCGCACUUCGCGUCCACUUUCUCGCUUUAUGAUUUUCAGGCCCAGGUCCUAGCUACCGUGUUCGCGGGCCGAGUGCGGCUCCCCUCGCAGCCGGCUAUGGAAGUGGAGCAGAUGCGACGCAAAAGCAGGGUUUUACCGGGGACGUUCUUGAAUAGUAUAUUCUUGCUCGACGAUUUCGUGAUACGCAGACUGCUAGAGUGGGUGAACCAGGAUCUGGUAGCAGGCGGGUUCGAAGCUUUGCGGGGACCAGAUCCUAAGUGGCGGGAUGAGUUCAAAGUCUUGAGGGAGAAUGCUCGGCCGCUCUUGGGUAAGUUUCAAGAUAAUUACUUGAGCUCUUAAUCUAAACCUUCUUUACUCCCCU